UCAAUUACUAUAAUUUUUGAAUGUCAAGGAGGAAAAAAAAAUAUCAAAUGAUCCAAUUUAAAAAAUUGUGAGAUUGAGUACCAAAAUUGUCAGUUAUAUAUCUUAAGACUUAUAAGUUUGAAAUAGAUUUUUUCAUAACAUUAAGAAAAUUUGAAUUUUCAACGUUCGUUGUGAACAGUUUGUAGAUUUGAAAUGAAUAAUGACAAAAUUUAUGCAUAUAAUAAUAGGUCGGUGGGUUGCUCUGCUCCAAUUUGUUUUGUAUAAAUAGGUGGGUAUGCAUUACAAUGGCUUUCACUAAUCCUCUUCUUCUUCCCUACUUGUUAUUUUGUUCCGGCGACGGCAAGUGAUUCCUUUUCUGAAAAAUGUCGGAGAAGAAAGCAUCUGAUGGCUCAUCUUUUUCCUUCACUUCUGAUCUCUUCGGGAUCAGAGACACUUCUUCGCUCUCUUCUAAUCACAUUUUUGGCCCUGUUUUCUCUUCUUCUUCUUCUUUCAAGGCCUCCCAGAACUCCGAAGUCGGUGGUAAAUCACAUGCUGUUUCGUACUCCCCCAAAACUGGCAGUUCCAAAUAUAAGGAAUGCAAGAAUGGGAGCACAUCAAGCAGAGAGGUGGGUUCGUUUUAUCAAGAACAGAGAACAAACCCAUGUCAUCUUAGUUCUUCAAUCUACUAUGGCGGUCAGGAUAUCUAUACUGAUCAAAAUCCGGGAACUGGGUUCAACUCUUCUUUGAAGAGAGAUGGGGGAGAAGAUGAUUCUGGUGGUGCUUCCAGAGGAAAUUGGUGGCAAGGGUCUCUUUACUAUUAAGAAUCUCACCCUGCCAUCAAGGUUUUACUACAAAUCCUUUGGUUAACAGCAAAUCUUAAGCUCAAAAUGCAAGUUAAAUUAGCUAUUUGAUCCUCUUAUUCACAUGCUCUUUUGCAGAUGCAAGAUACAUUCUAUUACCAUUAAUAUAAUAUAUGGAGAUCAAUUAUACAGGAUUUUACCAGCCAAAAUGAUAGUCAGGACGUCUAAUUUUAAAGUUAGAGAGGUUCAAAAUUUUAUACGUAACAUUUGUGGAUGUUACACUAUCAUGAUAUUGGUUAUUAACAUCAUUCCAGCAAAGAACUAGAAUGUUGUUUAUCAAGUUGUAUUUGAAGUCUGUAUAUAAUAUAUAUAUAUAUAUAUUUGGUAAGAAAUGGAUAUGAAGACGAGGGAAUCUGGAAUUGUUUGCGCAUAA
This is a messenger RNA of Cucumis melo (muskmelon), 1212 nucleotides long. RefSeq lists its product as uncharacterized. The record is from RefSeq and is a predicted model, not a curated record. The coding region runs from base 363 to 800 and encodes 145 amino acids. The transcript has 5 exons. Lineage: Eukaryota; Viridiplantae; Streptophyta; Magnoliopsida; Cucurbitales; Cucurbitaceae.